AUGGCGACAAUCGAAAAUCGAAUGGGUCCUGAUGUCAUUUUCUGGCCUAGGGUUCUCAUAAUCGCUGAAGAAGAAGCCAGUCUGGACAUCCUGCGGUCUAGGGUUCUCAUCGUUGAAGGGGAUCAAGUAACAGAAGAUCCCCUAUCUCGGCUUGUACUCUCCUUCACCAAGAGGAAAGCUUCUCUGAAGAAGAAGACGGCCAAACAACUAAUUCCUCAAUCACCCUGCAAGGGAACACCUAAACGUACCCCCUCUUAUCCCAACAAAGAGCUCGAGUGUAAUGCCCUGUUCAUUUUAGAUGAGUUAGCAUAUUUUUAG
Molecule: messenger RNA, 318 nt
Organism: Striga asiatica
Lineage: Eukaryota; Viridiplantae; Streptophyta; Magnoliopsida; Lamiales; Orobanchaceae
Source: the annotation of a GenBank genome assembly